Messenger RNA from Penicillium lagena, 477 nucleotides. RefSeq lists its product as uncharacterized. The coding region runs from base 1 to 477 and encodes 158 amino acids. The record is from RefSeq and is a predicted model, not a curated record. Lineage: Eukaryota; Fungi; Ascomycota; Eurotiomycetes; Eurotiales; Aspergillaceae. The transcript has 3 exons.
AUGACUCUUCAUGAAAUAAUCCUGAACAUCCGCCAGGAAUGGCUCCUGGGGCUCUCCAUGUUACGAAUUGCCCGACGCAGCAGCAAGGUCACCAGUAGAGAUGGAGACCCUGAACUCGAGAUUGUUCCAUAUCCCACGGAAUACUCGUUCGAGAAGGCCGCUCUGCGCACACGCGACGAGGAGGACGAGACAGACGAGUACCUCGUAGCUGACCAUGGUCCGCGGGGUGAUCAGAUCGAGAACAGGAGCAACAAUACCUCGCAGGAGAUCAAUACGGCCUGCUGUCUCGCUACAGGCAAAUGCUACCUUUAUCUACCUCUGCAAACCGUCCAGACCACCACCGACGGGGGGUGUGAUGAGAACGAUCGGUUACACGAACCUAACCUCUGCUCCGGGGAUGCGCCAUCUCCUUCCUUUCAGGCAGCCUUCACCGCCGAUCCGGCCGAGCGCGAGCGCCGCUGCAUUAAUUCUGCCUGA